This is a messenger RNA of Lactuca saligna, 1749 nucleotides long. The record is from the annotation of a GenBank genome assembly. Lineage: Eukaryota; Viridiplantae; Streptophyta; Magnoliopsida; Asterales; Asteraceae.
AUGGUGAUGACUGCCUCUCGCCUUCAUCUGAGCGAUCCUAGUUCCAGUUAUCUUGCUUUGAUUAAGGCCGAGUGGGAUGAACUGAAAGCGAGGUUGCUGGAGUUAGAGGGAGACAAGCAAUCAUUUGAGGAGCGCUAUGAUCUUUUGGCAGGACGAAAAUGGCUUGUGUGCCUCCUGGUGUGGAGAAUGGCAAAUAGACGAUUCGGGAGCAAGUUGCCAUCAGAAAGUUUUUCUAUGGAAUUGGCCUCCUACCUUUGCCCAGGUGAGCUGGAUAUAGGAGGCCUUCGCCAAUUGUGUGAUGAUUCUGACACCGAAGAGGAUCAGCCUGAAGGUGGCUCUUCUCACGCUGGAGCUUCCUCCACCCCCCAGUCUAGCUUUUGGGCUGAGGAGUUGGGGUGUGAUUAUCUGAUGCCAUCCUGGGGGGGAAGCCUCUACAAGUUGCAGACUCUUAUGAUUGUAGUGAGUCUCUUGUCCACGUCUUCUUUUUUAGGGCAGCUGCCUACCCUCACUGCUCUAGCACUGGCAAUUCUUUGGUUGUGUUUCUGGUUGAGCUCUGUGACAUUGAAUGUGUGUUACCUUGUUUCCUCCUUUUCCAUGCUAUGUGCCCUUGAUGCACGAAGACAUGUGGGUAUGCUAUGUGAUUUCCAACCUAGCUUGGCUUUCGUGCUGACAAUCCUCCAUGUGUCCGGAGUGGUAACGUUGUUGCUAUCGAGCCCUUCUCCCACGGGAUGUUCGUUUGGGGUUGGCAUCCUUUCAUCCCUUCUUGGGUGUGGGUAUUUGUUUGUUUUUCUCUUGACUGUGUGGGUGGUAAUUAUUCUUUUGCAUCGCAUUCUUGGGAUGUCCAUGAUAGCUCAAGCGGCGAUCGCCCGAAGUGGUUUUGCUUAUGUGUUUAAGGCUGUUACUGUUGCUAAGUUGCUGGUUGUUCUGAACUUUAUUGUACCAUGUAAUUUUGAUGGGAUGACCUAUAGCAGAAAGAGGACAGGUAGCCCUAGGAUCAUAUCAUCUUCUGACCUAUUUUUAACUACCGAUAACUCGAUUGUCCUUGUUACCCAUUCCUUUCCAUCGUGGGUGAGUAGUGUCAACGGGAGGCUUAUGGUCCCUAGAGGACAUAACUUGUGUCAUGUGAAGCCAAUGAGUGGGGCUCUGGUUGGAGUUUACCCUCGCGGCCCUGAGCAUACUUGUCCAUCUGGAGGGAUGUCAUUGUUCACUCGUAGGUGUUUUUGUGUUCGUCAGGAUCUAUCAUGCCGUUGUACUUUGGGCUGUUCAUGUGUGGGUAGUUGGGUGCUCCACCGACCAUCGCCUCGUGUAUGUGGUAUGGAUGGUUGUACCCUUGUCCAUACUCGUAAUGAUACCCGUGGUUGUACAUGGCCGCUUGAGGCAUAUACGAUGCCUGUGUGGAGUAUGCGUGCAUCGGCGGAUUCGGCUGCGAACUUGACUUCAUUGGACCUGUAUAUGAAUACGAGUUGGAUAGUGGUUGUUGUGCAAAUAGCAAUAUAUACGAUAUGGUGCUCAUCGGGGAAGACUGAUGACCUGCAGGUUGUGCAGCUUAUAGAAUGGUGCCAGGGGACCAGGCGUGCUGUGGUGGUAGUCGUGGUUGGAUGUUCCGUUGAGAUGGGCAACGGUUGCCAUAGACUAGUGAUGAACUCCGUUGCGGGGUCGAAUGGCUUCGUUACCAGCAUUUGCGUGAGCGGCUACCCUUCCGGUGUUGAUGGACAACUUCCAUCUAGGAACUGCAUUGGUCUAACCUAG